AGCCAAAAGAAAGAGUAAACAAUGGAUGACAGUUAAAUACAAUAAGGAAUUAGCAAAAAAUAGUCAAUUGUAAGAAAUUAAAGGAAUGCUAGUAAGAAAAAAAUGAAAAGUGUUCUUCUGGCUAUUGGUCUUCUUUUUGUUCGUGGACGGUGUAGCAAUAAUGAAAAUAAAGAUCUUGACAUUGAUCUUCAUCCGCUUGAUCGUGGACCAUAUUUCGAUACAUCAGCAUCUCAUAAUGUCACGGCAUUAGUUGGUAAAUCGGCAAUACUUCGAUGUCGUGUACACAAUUUAGGAGACCGUACGGUCUCAUGGAUACGACACCGAGACAUACACCUACUGACAGUAGGUAUCGAUACGUAUACAUCAGAUCAAAGAUUCGUUGCAUCACAUUUUCCUAGAACAGAAGAAUGGACACUUGAAGUUAAAUAUCCACAGCCUCGUGAUACUGGAAUUUAUGAGUGUCAGGUAUCAACAACUCCACCCAUUGGCUAUUCAAUGCAUUUGUCUGUCGUAGAACCAGUGACAACAGUAAUUGGAGAGCCAGAGAUGUAUAUAAAUAAAGGUAGUACAAUGAAUCUAACAUGUGUAGUGAGACAUAGUCCUGAACCACCACCAGCUAUCUAUUGGACACAUAACAAUGAAGAGAUUAAUUAUGAUAGUCCUAGAGGGGGAGUGUCUGUAAUUACAGAAAAGGGUGAGAUUACCACAUCAUACCUUCUUGUUCAACGUGCUCAACCUACUGACAGUGGAAGUUAUACAUGCCACCCAAGUAAUGCGAAUGAUAAAAGCGUCAUUGUUCAUGUUCUAAAUGCUUUUUUAUUAAUAGGUGAGCAUCCAGCUGCUAUGCAACAUGGUGGUCAACUGAAAUUAGCUAAUCCACCGUUCGUUAUUCUUCUAGCAAGUAUAUUAACUAUAAUCCAUUUUUAUGGUUAAAAUUUAAAUAAAAAUUUUAAAAAGUAAUUAUGUAAAAGCAUUAACAUCAAAAAAAUUUAUUAUUUAACAGUCAUAUGACUCUAUUUUUUUGUUACUUAUUAUUCUAAAAUUAAGUCAAAUAAAACCAGAAAUAAACUCCGAAGUAGAAUAAACGUUGCAAAUGUGAGUUGUCUAUAGAAAUUUUCUAGCAUGAAAUAUUCACAAAAGCUAAACCUUCUUGCAUUGAAACGUCUAUUCUAUUUGUACAGAGUUCCAUGAUAAAGUAUGAAUCGUUCGUCGAUUUACUGCCACUCUUUUUGUCAAAAUGAUUUUAGUAAUUUUACAAAUGUAAUUAAAUGGAUUAUAUAAAAUUAUAAUAACAUAA
This is a messenger RNA of Chelonus insularis, 1297 nucleotides long. Its product is annotated as neuronal cell adhesion molecule-like. Lineage: Eukaryota; Metazoa; Arthropoda; Insecta; Hymenoptera; Braconidae. Bases 103 to 933 code for a protein of 276 amino acids. Gene Ontology annotation, biological process: synapse organization. The record is from RefSeq and is a predicted model, not a curated record. Gene Ontology annotation, cellular component: neuron projection membrane. The transcript is spliced from 6 exons.